GCGGCAGAAGGAGGGAACUUUGUGCUGCUGCUCCGUUCCUCCAGGAAUAACACAAGCACUAAAUCUCUGAGGCUCCUGAGCACUGAGCGCUCUAACAGGAGUUACUGUUUAUUCUCGAGCUGUUUAUCAGGCUGUGGAUUUUUAUAUUUCUGUAAAAGUGUGUAAUUUGGAGAUUAUGGUGCUGUACUUUAUUCUAGCAGCUCUUCUUGCUCUGGCCUCUACAGCAGAUGUGGUCCCAAAACACGAUGAACAGCAGGUUCGGACAUAUGCUGCAUAUCCCAAGAUGGUCACAGAUGAGCCGUUUGAUUAUAACGAGGGCAGCGGCUCAGGCUUCAGCCAAGACGGUGAGAGAGAGCGGCAGCGCCCCCAUGCGGCCAAAAAGUUCGUCAUCUCCAAAGAGGCCUCUCAGUUCCUCACGAGCCCUUUGGUGACCGUUUUCAUCCCAACUGUCUACAUGCUCAUCUUCAUCAUCAGCGUUCCUCUAAACGGGCUCGCCCUGGUCAUGUUUAUCCGCCGGAUUCGGCCCAAGAAGCCUGCUGCGAUCUACAUGCUGAACUUGGCCUGCGCAGACCUAUUCUUUGUUCUGCUGUUGCCCUUUCGCAUCGCCUAUCAUUACAAUGGAAACGACUGGAUCUAUGGCUCCGCCAUGUGCCGCAUGGUCACUGCUGCUUUCUACGGCAACAUUUACUGCUCAGUGCUGCUGAUUACAUGCAUCGCCGUGGACCGCUUCCUGGCCGUGGUCUACCCGAUGGACUCGCUCGUGUGGCGCAGCCCUAGAACUGCUUCGGCUGCGUGUGCCGCCAUGUGGCUUCUUUCCAUCGGCGGGGUCACACCUCUGCUUGCGUCCGAGCAGACCAUGCAUGUGGAUGUGUCCUCCACACUGAACAUCACCACAUGUCAUGACGUGAUGGACAUUAAUCACCUCCGCGGCUACUACCUUUACUUCUUUCCCAUCUUCAGCUCGCUGUUCUUCUUCGUCCCGUUUAUCCUCACCACAGUGUGUUACAUUGGCAUCAUUCAAACGCUGUGCGCGCUCGGUGACGAAAACCAAGCACGCAAGUCACGCGCCACCGCCAUGGCAGCCACAGUGUUCGCUUUGUUCACCGCGUGCUUUGCACCCACCAACAUCAUCCUGCUCACACACUAUCUGCACUUCACCCACACAGAUGGCAACACUUCAUACACUGCUUACCUGGUGGCCACGUGCUUGGGAAGCCUGAACUGCUGCCUGGAUCCACUCAUUUAUUAUUUCGGCUCGUCGCGUUGUCAGAAGCAGGUGCUGGCCUUCUUCAAGCAUCGCUCUUCACUGCAUCGCUCCCAGCUCAGUAGCGACAGCAACAGCACCACAUCCAGCAAGCUGGAGACUUUCAAAAACAACUUAAGCAGCCAGUACAGUAAGCUGGUUGCGUGAGCAAACCACACAUGACUCCACAGAAAAGUACUUUAUCAGGAUUGGGAUUAAUUGCACUUGUAGUACAUGUGCCUUAUACGACCCACAAUGACUGCGUUUUGAAAUGCAUUGCUAAUUUUCCACUAUCACUAUAAAGUGAUCACUAUCUUUACUGCAGCUUGUAAAAAUAAGCUUAUCUGCCUCUAGUUACCCUGUCAAACUACUCAAGAAAUUCUGCAUGAAACUGUUUACAUCCCCUACAGAAGUAGUUUAUAACGGCAAAGAAAGCAUUCACGAGGCUUCACCUUCCUCCAAACCAACCCGCCCUUAAGGGUUGCGUUUUGAUGCAAAGGAAAUUUUUGAGGAAACAAGGCAAAGGGAGCAGAGGGUGUAUAUCUUAAAGGCAUUGUUUUUUUUUAAAGACAAACUCCACUAACACAAUUGUAUUAUGUAAACAAAAUGUAUUGUUACAGGAAAUGUGCAAGAAAAAUGUAAUCGAUAAUUGAAACUGCCACAAUAUACACAAUAAUCGGAAAAGAACUUGGCCACUUUAAAAACAAGAAACAUAAGCUUUCUAUCAACAUCCCUUUCCAUGGAAUCCUCAGGGUCAAUUAAAAAAAUACAUCGCAUUUGUAGACAGCUGGCUAACAGUGAUGCUUCCUUUAAAAAAAAGCAGCAAUCCCCACUGCUGUGUUCCUUUCAUAUCAGAAGAAAUUCCCCACAAAAUUUAACAAAAUGACUCAAAGAUAACAUUACACAUUAUCUUACGCAUUAAGAUACAGUUACAACAGACAGACAGACAGACAGACAGCACGAGAGAUGAAGCAGAAAUCCUGCAGAAACAUUUGGAGUCUUCUUUUUCCACACUUGAGCUACAGAGACAGACUAAAACAAGCCUAACAAGCCUGCAUGUGGUUCGUUCAGAUUGGCUGUGCUGGAUCAGGAAAAUGUUUGAAUGUCCAUCGAUGAGGAGAAUCCAAGUGCAAUUGUUUCUUCGGUGCUCCAUUCAGUCUCACACGCUCAUCGUCAUGUUGGGAGAGUACUGCAGAGAAACAGAAACCUUUCUCCAAUACAGCGUAGAAAAAUCGCACAGGCAAGGAAAGUAUUAAGUACGUACCUCUAACCAAUAGUGCAGCUUUAACGGAAGCCAUGCCAGGCUAUGCCAAUGAGCACGAUAUUAUUUGUACAAGUGUCAUUUUACGUCAAAUAAAUGCGUUAAAAAUGUCCUCGUCGCACAUGAGAGUUAAAUUGUCCGAAAAAAAUCAAGCAGCUUACUUGGAACAAUCCACUCUGAACAACUUGCAUAUUCAUCUCAUUAAUCUUAAAUUUAAACCUUUGGUCUGUUUUCAUUUGUUAAAGUGCCAUUCCACCAUUGGAUGUAUUUUU
This is a messenger RNA of Neoarius graeffei (lesser salmon catfish), 2776 nucleotides long. RefSeq names its product coagulation factor II (thrombin) receptor (gene f2r). Bases 176 to 1411 code for a protein of 411 amino acids. The record is from RefSeq and is a predicted model, not a curated record. The transcript is spliced from 2 exons. Gene Ontology annotation, cellular component: membrane. NCBI's taxonomy places the organism in Eukaryota, Metazoa, Chordata, Actinopteri, Siluriformes, Ariidae. Gene Ontology annotation, molecular function: thrombin-activated receptor activity. Gene Ontology annotation, biological process: thrombin-activated receptor signaling pathway; phospholipase C-activating G protein-coupled receptor signaling pathway; positive regulation of blood coagulation.